AUUCCGAUGUCAAAUGUCAAUGUGGCAAAAAUUAUGGAAAAAGGGGCACCAAAAAGAAGAAAAAACUGAGAAUAUAGAAGAGUUGAGUGGAGAGCAGACAUGUAAUCCUUUCACAGAGUUAUACUUUCUUCAACAUCACACAGACAUAGUGCGCCAUCUACUGGUCAUCGAUGAGAGAAGGUGUGUCACUGCUGGGGACGAUGGCAUUGUUGUUGUCUGGGACAUACAGUUGUGCAUGAAGUUGGUAGUUUUGGAGGCCCACAUAAGACCUGUCACAUGCUUGUUGUCCUUUUGUCUAAAGAAUAAGAAUUCUCAUUGGCUCAUUACUGGGUCAUCUGACAAACACAUUAAAGUGUGGGAUAUUGAGCAAGGCAGAUGUGUUCAGGACAUCACAGAACACGAAGCUUCUGUCAAGUGCCUGCUUCCUGUCCUUGAUGAUUUGUUUUUGUCUGCAGGAGAAAAGCUUCACCUGUGGACAAGGAGUGGUACACUUCUAGACACAUGUCUUACCCAUAAACAAGAAGCUGACAUUUCUCUGUUAAUUUCUACAAACCAAAGGAAUGAAAAAUUUGUAGCUGCAUGUGACAAAAUACUAACUGUUUAUUCCAUCAAGGAUUCACUUAAUUUGGAUGAGGCAAACUACAAAAUAUGUAUGCUGAAGAUAUUACCUUCACACCUAGAGGCCAUACGGUCACUGAUUCCCGUAUCAGAUAAAUUAUUUGCCAGUGGCUCAUUAGAUGGCACUAUAUUACUGUGGUCGUCAGAAACAUUCAUACCUCUUAAGAAAUUGAACACCAUGUCAGAAUACAAAGGGAAGGCUAAUGCAUAUCCUUACAGUGUGCAGUAUAUUACUUGUGAAAACCAGAGGUAUCUUUUGGCAGCUAUUGGUUGUGGUUUUGCAUUAUUUGACACACUCUCUAACAAGCUCUUGUGUAAGAAACUAAAUGCUCAUUACUCUAAAGUCACUCAGCUUACAUUGGUAUGUGAUGGGUUGCUGCUAGCUACUUGUUCUGAGGAUGGCAGUAUCCGUUUAUGGGGUCAAAGGUCACACAGUAACACUGGAGAAGAGUUGGUGAAAUCUUCCAUGGGACUUAACCCCAUAGAGAGGUUCUUAGAUAUCAAUUUUGGUCAGCUUCAUCAGAACAGGGGAUCUGACCCAUUUCCUGAACCAGUCCUUCUUGGAGAGUGUCUGGGACACUGUGGGUCUGUGAUGAAAAUAGAGGACUGUGGACUUGAUGGAAUGAUUUCAUGUGGAGCAGACAAUCUAGUCAUUUCCUGGAAGAAUGGUGAAUUGCAGAAAAUGAAGAGAAACCAGUUUAUUCAGGACAAAGUAUUGAAUGCUAGUGGCAUUGUUUGAUUUCUGACAAUCAUUGGAGAUACAUGUAAAGUACAACUGAUCGACAUACAAUAAUCUGUGAUUUGAUUUUUAUCUUUAUUCAGGGCUUUUAUUUUCUUUCAGUACAUUUUGUUCAGUAUUGUUAAUGAGAGAAUUUUUAUUUAUAAUCAUUAGCAUUAUUUUUAUUUGAUUUGAUUUAAAAUUAUUAUUUUAUUCAUUUCCAUGACAAACAAUGCACAAUUACCAAUGUGUUAUUGUCAAGUGUUGAACAGGUCUGGACAAUUUCCUUAUAUAGAAUGAUUCUUCUUGGUGAGAAGUCAAAGGAAAAUUGAAAGUCGCAAUAAAUAUGCUUCAUAAUCAAGUAGAUAUUUAUCUGUCCAAUAAAAAAAAACAGCAUUUCACACACCCACAAGAAACAAUUAAGUAAACAGAUGUCUCUGCUUUUUCCUCUAAAAAAAAUUUUUUGAGACGAAAUUUUUAGAUAUGAGAUGAACAGUUUAAAAGAAUUAGGUAUUCCUCACAUAUUAACUAUGAAUAAACAUUAAUAUUUUCAUCUCAAAAUGAAGAAACACAAUAAUACACGGAAUAGGGUGCAAUAACAAGUAUGUGGUAAUUACUGGUACAUAUUUUAUUAACAUUGUUGGCAAAUAAAACUUUUUGUUUAACUGUUCAAGUUUCCUCAAUAUCAUGAAGUUGUCAUGCAUAUAAAUCUAAGUUGUUUACUCUGUUCAAGGGGUAUUGGUGUUUAAGCAAGUUUUAAAAUUAGGACCUGUCCAUAUUAUGAAUUUUAUGAGUGCAUGCUGAAUGUACUCUACAUGUACGAGACUAUUAACAUUCAAAGGAAGAGGUGUUAAAUUAGUCCAACAGUGAAAGAAGACAAAUGCUUUUUAUCACUAUAAUAUUGCCACUCAUUUUAGAAUUAUGAUUUAGUUUUACACAGAAAUCUUUUAUUUCCUCGGUUUUAAAACACUCAUUCUAGGCUCUCAAACAGGAAAAUCAACUAUAUUUAUAUAUGUAUUUAAUUUCCUAUCACAAUUAAGUUAAAGUAUUGGGAUUACAAACUCAUAAUACCAAUAAAUCUUUUAAGUGAAAAUAUUAAAUGAUUGCUUUAUACAGUUAUCGAUCUCCGCAUCCAUAUAUAGAAAUUGCCAGACCUUUUAAACCAAAAACAAUUAUCUCAGUUUUUAAUUUUUUGACUUGAUAAAAUUUCAAUCAUUAGUAGAUUUGAAAAGUCACAAACUUUAGAGAAGUACCGUAUAUGCUUUGUAAAUAGAUGAGCAUAUAGGAUGAUACUUUUUCAAAAAUACAAUUCUAGUCCACAGUGCAUAACAUAUUACCACAUAUACAUGGAUUAAAGAACUGAAACAUAUUCAUAAUUGGACAUGGUUAAAACUUUGUAAUCAGAUUCUUCUAUUUUGCAAUGAAAGUUUAUUUUUACAAUUCAUAGAGUGGUACCAAGGGUAAAAUAUUCCCCAUGAUGUGAACCAUCAGAGUUGAACUUCCAUAUAUUGAACAUUUUCUGAUAUACACUGUAACUGGUACCAUGGAUAUGUCAUAGCAGGUCAGAAGUCCUAACCACUAAAGCUUUACGUAUUUUACCCUAAAUAUCUUGAACCCUCUCAAAAAUUUCUCUGUCCAAUCAGAUUUGAAGUAAUGAGGUUUGACUGUAAUUAAAUCUUGCAUAGUUUUACAAUUUUUUAACUUGUUUCCUGGGGAAAAAUUUUUAUUUUGUAUUUUAUCAUUAUGACAAAUAGGAAUUUUGUUCAACUGUUUGCUCUCAAUUACAUAUUUGUAUAAACCAAUGUUUACUGCAAUGAGCAAAAAGUGUUUAUAAAGAAAUUGUAUUACAAUAAAUAUGGAAUUAAAUUGUGAAGGUAUUAAGACAUCAUAAGCAAAUUAUUUAUUUCAGGGUUGAUUGGCAAAAUUUAUUCAUUUAUAUGUAUAGAUGUAAAUGUAUUGAAUGUUAUGAGUGUUGCAAUUUGUAGAUUGUAAAUUGUAGAAUGACAUUUUUGUUCUGUCAAACAUUUGACCAUAUCAUUGUGGUGCUUUGAUUGUGCAAUAAACACAUGUAAUUAUAUGCAUGUCUUACAUGGAACGUCAGUACAACCAGAUAACAGAUGUCAGGAAAAGUACAAAGAAAGUAAUCUGCUUUUAUCAUGUAUUUGUAUACAUGUACCUUCCUACAGGGUAAAAUCAUGAAUUUAUCGGGUAUUUAUCCUUCAAAGGAACUGGAAGUUUUUUAUAUUAAAUACUCUGUUCCUAUUCUUGUACAGUGUUUACUCUUAAAAUUCACUUUUCUGUAUCAUAAAAAUUUUAAACUAUAA
Saccostrea echinata is the source of this 3660-nucleotide messenger RNA. RefSeq names its product WD repeat-containing protein 41-like. Bases 14 to 1357 code for a protein of 447 amino acids. The record is from RefSeq and is a predicted model, not a curated record. NCBI's taxonomy places the organism in Eukaryota, Metazoa, Mollusca, Bivalvia, Ostreida, Ostreidae. The transcript is spliced from 14 exons. Gene Ontology annotation, cellular component: lysosomal membrane. Gene Ontology annotation, biological process: regulation of autophagy. Gene Ontology annotation, molecular function: protein binding.